GCAUGUAAGGUUGGUUACUUACUCGUUACUCGUAAACGUGAUUCGAAACGGGCGCCGGGGAGAAGGGGCUAGGGCAGAGUGCAAUUCCACAGUGUAUAAGAUCGUCGAACACCGCUACAUGCCGGUUAUUUAAUUAAAAGUUUCAUGUUGUUGUUGACAGUUCGCAGUGCGUGUCGCCGCGUCCGUUGAUCGAAUCCGCUGUUUAUACAUAUUUUUAUGGCCAUACGAUGCCGUUCGUGCUGUCCGAAAGUCUGUCCCGGGUGUCGUGGCCGAGCAACGAGAGCAUCCACGCCGGCAGCUCGUCCGGCUCCGAUUUCCAGAGCCCCUCGACGUCGCCGACUUCGUUUUCGCCCAUCUCCUGCUCGCCCGACAACACGCUGAAGAAGCGCUUCCGCCGGGCCACCAGCCUCGGCAGCGUCAUCCAGGAGCCGUUCGUCAUACGAUCGGAGAUGAGGGACUCGCGCAGCCAGAGCCCCACGUUGAGUUUCCACGAAGAGGAGGAGUACGACGUUUGGUACGCUUUGCUGACGAAGAUAAUCGGUUGGUAUCCGUGCUUUCUCCUGCGGUUGGGCAAAGCCCUGUUGUCGGCCAUUCUGCCGCAGACGUGGUGGCAGAUGAUUUUCGCCCUGCCGAUGCUGUGGGUGUCCGUAUGGAUUUGGUGUUUCACGCAAUGCAUGCAACUACCUUUAACCAUCAUCAAAAUUUGCCUGUCUUUCAUCCUAUCGCCGAACGCGCCCAAGAACAGCAAAAGAAGAACGGUGCUGAUAAGCGGAGGAAGUACCAUACAAGCCCUUCAUCUAGCCAGAAACUUCUACUCGGCGGGAGCUAGAGUGGUCGUGUGCGAAGUAGAAGGCCUAUUCGCUCUCACCAAAUACUCCACGGCCGUAAGUAAAUUCUACACCGUUCCCAAACCCACCAGCGACAAACAGCAAAACUACGUGCGAGCCUUGUGCGAAAUAGUCGACAAGGAACAGGCCGUGUACUUUAUCCCCGUGGCGGCGACUACUCCGGCCUACUACGACGCCGUGGCGAAGCCGCACCUCGAGCUCCUCGGCUGCAACUGCUUCUGCCCGGGCAUCCGGGAGGUCUGGGUGCUGGACGACACCCUGGAGGUGCUGAAACGCUGCCAGGCGAACCACAUCCCCACGCCUCUCUACCACGUCAUAACGUCGCGGGACGACGUGAUCAAACUCUACGACACGGGGGCCAUCAGACGGGGCAUGUACGUGAUGUCGACCGUGGGGCCGAGAGGGCUGCGCGAGCGAUCCAAGAUCCUGCUGCCGCUGUCCAGGGACGACUUGAAGAUCCCCAACGACAUCAGCGAGCAGAAGCCGUGGGUGGUCGUGCAGAAUUUGGACGGGCACCACUACUUAACUUGCACCACUGUGAAGGAAUCGCAGGUGAUCGCUAACGUCACAUGCAAGAUGAACAAGAACAACAACGAGCUCAUACCGGAGGAGAAUAAAGAGAUCAACCAAUGGCUGACGCAAUUCUUCGGUAAGAUUAAUUUGUUGAAGCCGAUCUCGGGGCACAUAAGCUUCAGGUUCGUCGUUUGUAAGGAAUCCGGUACGGUUAUACCGCUGAGCAGUAGGGUAGGUGUGUCUUUGCCGUAUAUUUGUUACACGAAUGUUCAUCCGAGGCUCGUUUGGAAGCCCUGCAAGCAUUUCAGCAGGCAAAAUUCCGGGCCGUUGGUAAACGGUAACGGAGUUUACAAGAUGCCCUCAACGGUUUUGCAAACAGUAAGCAAUCCUUCCAUUGAAUCUGUGACGAGAUUGAUUGGAACGGUGCUAGAUAAGCGAGAGGCGCUGUUUGCCAUGUGGGACCCGCUGCCCUAUUGCGCCUACUAUCACUUGCAAUUGCCUUUCAAAAACGUCCUGGGGUUCGUAAAAAAGCGACAGAAUAGUUUUCCAAGGCCCAUGACGACGGCCGUGCGAUAACGAAAGCGAUUUUUCUCGAUGGGAGAGAGAAAGCUAAGCCUGAUGUGAUAAAGACAAUUCCGUAGUUAUAUUUAAUUGAAAAGACUUUAUUUUUUUUUCAAUCGCUGUGUUUGUGGCGAUUAUAGCGAAUGUUGAAACAAACAUGUCAUAAAAAUAUUUUAUAAAUAAAUUUAAACACAUUCUUGAAGAAAUCAUUGUAAUUAUUAUCUCUUUCGGAUGUUGCAUUCAUUGCAUUUUUUUAUGUUUUAAUAAGAAAUCGCAUAAAAAUUAUUGUACUUUACAUUAAUUGUAGAAUAGAGUGAGUUUUGUGAAAAAUGUAGGUACAAUUGUAUCAAAUUUCUUUCGAAUUACAAGCGACUAUUUUAUGUUACGAUCAUGUAAUUAUUUUUAUGUAUCAUAAAGUUGUAAUAUAAUUUAUUUAAAUAAAUGUUGUGCAAAAAC
Phyllotreta striolata is the source of this 2378-nucleotide messenger RNA. NCBI's taxonomy places the organism in Eukaryota, Metazoa, Arthropoda, Insecta, Coleoptera, Chrysomelidae. The record is from the annotation of a GenBank genome assembly.